Molecule: messenger RNA, 5524 nt
Organism: Cyprinus carpio (common carp)
Lineage: Eukaryota; Metazoa; Chordata; Actinopteri; Cypriniformes; Cyprinidae
Product: protein transport protein Sec31A-like
Biological process (GO): endoplasmic reticulum organization; intracellular protein transport; COPII-coated vesicle cargo loading
Cellular component (GO): endoplasmic reticulum exit site; COPII vesicle coat
Molecular function (GO): protein binding; structural molecule activity
Source: RefSeq, a predicted model, not a curated record
UUUAUCGUUUCGUAAACUCUGUCCCUCGCCGGCUGCCGUACUGGACUACAAUUCCGCCGCGGACUACAUUCCCCAUGAGUGACGCGCGAGUAGCGCCGCUAAACUCUCCGCAAGCAACACACAAACGAGACCAAUAAUCACAAACGACCGAUUUCGGAGGAAGAUGAGGGUGAAGGAGAUACUGAGGGCUGCAACACAGGCGUGGAGUCCUGCGCCACAGCACCCCACGUACCUGGCCUUAGGGACCGCGGCGCAGCAGCUGGACGCGUCACCUGUCAACACCAGCAGCGCUCUCUGGAGAAUCUUCGUCGAGAUGGACUUCGCCGAUACAUCCCUGGACAUGAAGCUCAGAGGAACCCUGCCCACUUCCAACAGGUUUCACAGUCUGAUCUGGGUGGCGUUUGAUCCGGAGGGCUCGUCCGGGCGGCUCAUCGGAGGCAGUGAGAGCGGAAGCGUCACCGUCUUCAGCCCCGACGCUAUUCUCUGCGCGGGAGAGGACGCCGUGAUCGGACAGUCCCACAAACACACGGGCCCCGUGCGCGCACUCGACUACAACCGCUUCCAGAGUAACCUCGUCGCCUCCGGAGCCAGCGAUUCAGAGAUAUACAUCUGGGACUUGAACAGCUUCAGUAAUCCCAUGACGCCGGGCCACAAACUCUGUGAGCCGGCGGAGGACGUGAGCGUGGUGGCGUGGAACAGUCAGGUGCAGCACAUACUUGCGUCUGCUAACCCCAGCGGGAAGGCCAUCGUCUGGGAUCUGAGGAAGAACGAGCCCAUCAUCAAAAUCAGUGACCACAGCAACAGGAUGCACUGCUCGGGGAUGUUGUGGCAUCCAGAAGUGGCCACUCAGCUGCUCCUGGCUUCAGAGGACGACAGACUCCCGGUCAUACAGAUGUGGGACCUCCGGUUUGCCACCUCGCCUCUCAAAGUCCUGGAGAGCCACACCAGAGGAGUUCUGUCCAUCUCGUGGAGUCAAGCCGAUCCGGAGCUCCUGCUGAGCAGCGGCAAAGACAACCGGAUCCUGUGCUGGAACCCAAACACCGGAGAGGUGAUUUACGAGCUGCCGACAGCCAAUCAGUGGUGCUUCGAUGUGCAGUGGUGUCCUCGUAACCCCGCCCUCCUGUCGGCCGCAUCGUUUGACGGACGGAUCAGUGUGUACUCUGUGAUGGGAGGACGUCUUCAGCAGCGGCAGCACAGCACGGUGGACCAGAUCUCGGCCUCGUUUGACAGCAGCGACCCGUUUGGGACCGGUCAGGCUCUUCCACCUCUGCAGGUUCCUCAGCCCUCGGAGGAAACCGUCAUCGUCCCUCCGCUAAAGAAGCCGCCCAAGUGGGUGCGGAGGCCCGUCGGCGCGUCCUUCGCUUUCGGAGGGAAGCUGGUGACGUUUGAGAACCCUACAGCGGCGGCUCAGCAGCAGCCAAUCGCACGACAGGUGCAGGUGAGUCAGGUGACCACAGAGACGGAGUUCCUCCAGCGUUCGGCCGAGCUGCAGGCCGCUCUACAGUCCGGAUCCUUCACCAGCUUCUGCCACGACAAGAUCAGGAGCGCCCCGUCUGACGCCGAGCAGGACAUAUGGAGGUUCCUCACGGUGAAUUUUGAGGAUGAGGCGCGUGUGAAGUUUCUGCGGCUGCUGGGCUUCAGUAAAGACGAGCUGCAGAGGAAGAUCUCGGCGUGUUUGGGGAGGAAGCUUCAUCCGAACGGUGUAGACGUGAAUGAUCUGGCGGAGAAGAUGCAGACGCUCUCUGAUCAGAGAGCAGAGGAGUCCGGCCGCGAGUCUCCGGCUGAUUUCUUCAGUCAGCUGCCGAAGAAAGAGAAAGACCGAGCGCCCUUCCAGAUCCCCGUGUCCUCGGAUACGGACGGUCUGAUCAGUCAGGCUCUGUUGGUGGGGAACUUCGAGGGCGCCGUGGAUCUGUGUCUGAACGACGGACGUUACGCCGAGGCUAUCCUCCUGUCAAUCAGCGGAGGGGAGGAGCUACUGAAGAAGACCCAGCAGCACUACCUGCAGCGACAGACCAACAGCGUCUCCAUGCUGAUCUCGUCAGUGGUGACGCAGAACUGGCGUGAUAUCGUCCAGAGCUGUGAGCUGGAUAACUGGAAGGAGGCGCUGGCGGCUCUGCUGACCUACGCUAACCCCGAGGAGUUCGCUCCUCUCUGCGAUACUCUGGGCUCUCGUCUGCAGGCUGGAGGCACAGAGAAGCGCUGUCUGCAGGCCUGUCUGUGCUUCAUCUGCUCGGGGAACAUCGAGCGUCUGGUGGAGUGCUGGACGUCGCAGAGAGACUGUUCUUCUCCGCUGGCGCUGGAGGAUCUGGUGGAGAAGGUGAUGGUCCUGCGCAAGUCGAUCGAGCGUCUGCGUAACGGUGAGUUUUGUGUUCAGAGCUCAGCGCUGACCGAGAGGCUCGUCCAGUACUCCAGCAUCCUGGCAUCUCAGGGCAGCCUGACCUCAGCGCUCCGCUACCUGCCCGACUGCCCAGACCAGGCUGGUGUUCAGAUGUUGAGAGAGCGACUGUCACACGCCAAGGGUGAGAUCCUGCAGAGACCGCAGCCGUCUGCACCAGCAGGUGGCGCUAAAGUACCGGCAAACACACACACUCCUGCAGCACACACACAGGGGCCGUACGGGGCCGCAGCUUCUCCUCAGAUGCCCCGUCUCUUCACUCCUCAAGCACGUCCUGAUUCUGCUGCUCCUCCUGCUGGAGCAUCGCGGCCGGGCCUGAGACCCGCCUACCCACAACACCCUGCCACAGCUCCGGGGUUUAAGCCGUUUGCUCAGUCCGGUCCUCUUGGAGCUCCGAUGGGUUUCAUGUCCGGCCCGUCGAUGCCCUGCUCUCCACCGGGUCCCAUGAUGCCGGCUCCACCCCCCCCAGGGUUCAUAUCACCCACGUCUCUGCCGGGUGGCCCGGUGCCCUUGUUUCCAGCCGCUCCUCACGCACAGGCUCCUGCGCCUCCUCCCGCCGGGGCCUAUCCUCCUCUCGGAGCCGGGUAUCCUCAGGGCGGCCCCGGAGCACCGGGGGCCAAGAGCUUCAGCGCCGGCAUCCUGCCUCCACCAACAGGUACCUUUCAGGAGGGGUGGAACGACCCUCCAGCUGUACGCGCAGGACAACGACAGAAAAAGUUGUUGUUGAACUACACUCCCCCUGCUCCAAUCACAGCACCGGUGAUGGGUUUCCCAGCAGAGGCUCCCGGUCCUCAGGAUCGAGUCCAGGUGCCGCCCGGAGCCCCUCAGGAGCCCAGCAUACAGUCCUUACAGCAGCUUCCUGCCGAGCACGUGGAGCAGAAGGAAAUCCCCGCCGAACACAUGAUCCUCAAGACCACCUUCAGCAGCCUGGUGCAGCGCUGUCAGCUGGCCGCCGCCGACCCGCAAACCAAGCGCAAACUGGACGAUGCCUCGAAGCGUCUGGAGACUCUGUACGACAAGCUGCGAGACCAAGCGCUGUCUCCCAGCAUCCUCGGCGGGCUGCACGAGAUCAGCCGCUGCGUCAGCGCCCGUAACUAUCAGCAGGGUCUGGAGGUUCACACGCAGGUGGUGAGCAGCAGCAACUUCAGCGAGAUCUCUGCCUUCAUGCCCGUCCUCAAAGUGCUCAUGACCCUCGCCAACAAGCUAGCCGUGUGACUCCGGCGCUCCACGGCCGAUCAGCUGUGCUUUAAGAAUGAAUGCAUCAUUAAUAUCCUCCGCUGCUGUUCUUCUCAUGCGUUUGGGAUUUCCCUUCCAUGCAGCAGGCCUUAUGCAUCACACAACAAGCAGAACCACUUUCUGUGUGGAUUUAUUCAUAAAAAUAUUAUUGCAUUGAAUUGAAUGCAACGGUUUGCCUGAAAAUAGGCCUUAAGACAAGCAAAACCAAUUUGUGUAAAUGAAUGCAUUCAGUUCAGUGUGAUAACCGGCUUUUUUUUUUUUUGUGAAACACAAGUUUUCUGUGGAAAAAAAAAACAUUCGCGUAAAUUGUGUUGAAUUGAAUGCAACAGUUUGCUUAAAAAUAUGCCUUAAAACACAUGCAGAAUUAAUUUAAUUGUAAAAAUCAUUCUUGCAUAAAUUGUUGCAUUCAAUUCAGUGUUAGAAUGUGUACAAACAAUAACAUUCUGUGCGUAAUUGUUCAUUUAAAAAAAACAAAAACAUUAUUGCAUUGAAUUGAAUGCAACGGUUUGUCUAAGAAUAGGCCUUAAAACAAGCAGAACCAGUUUGUGUGAAUUAUUGCAUUCAGGUCAAAGCGAGAAUACCAUGCAUAAUUGUUAUUGCAUAAAUUGUGUUGCAUAGACUGCAAUGGUUUUCUUAGGUAUAUUUUGGCAUUCAACUUUAUAAUUGUUCAUUAAAAAAUUAUUGCAUAAAUUGCAUUGAAUUAAAUGCCAAUGUUUGCCUCAAAAUAGGCCUUAAACACAAGCAGAAGUGAUUUGUGUAAACUGUUGCAUUUAAUUCAGUGUGAAAAUGUAAGGACGCAAGCAGAAAGACUUCGUGCAUAACUGUUCGUAAAACCAUUGCGUUGCAUUGGAUGCACAGGUUUGCCUAAAAAAGCCUUAAAACAAGCAAAUGUGCAAAUCAUUUGUAAAAUAAUUCUUAUGUAAUUGUUGCAUUCAACUCAAUGUGAGAAUCUACUCAAGCAGAACAACUUUCUGAGCGUAAUUGUUCAUAAAAAAAAUGAAUGCAUAAAUUGCAUUGAAUUGAAUGCAACUGUUGGCUUAAAAAUAGGCCUUAAAAAAGCAGAACCAAUUAUUGUAAAUCAUCAUGUAAAUUAUUGCAUCCAGUUCAGUCUACACAAGCAGAAGGAUUUUCUGUGCGUAACUGUUCAGUAAAAGUUUUGUGUAAAUUCAAAUUCAAUUCAAAGAGAGAAUGUAAGAAUGUGAUUUUGUCGUGAUUCGUUCUGAAUGCAUUUCAUGGAUGAGUCCAGAUCUUUUUUUAUUGCGAGAGCAGAAAAUUCUGGCGCUGUCUGCAGUUUAUUCAUCGUGAUGAUAGUUAGUGGACGAGGUUCAUUACUGACUGACUUAUGAAUUCCAUGUUUUUUGAUUUGAUUGAUUGAUUUGUGAAGGCUUGUUUUCUGUCUGAGCUUCAUUAAUGUCCUUCAAAAGCAUUGCAACAGAUGAAUGCCACUGAAUUCUGCUGAAGUGAAUGUGAUGAAACCUGGAGAGAAAGUGUCCAGCUCUUAUUUCACCCCAAAAUCAAUGAAUAAAAUCAAGAAUAUAUAUAUAUAAUUUUUUUUUUUUUAAAUUGUCAUUAAACAUUAAUGGUCCUAAAAAAUACUCUUAUUUAUUUCUGAGGUGAAAUAUGGCCUGGACAGCUUUUGUGAGAUCCUUCAGUACUUUAACAGAGCAGAGAAACUGAAUGUAACUAAAGGGUUAACCUGCUAAACUGAGUUUAUGUUCUGGUAAUGAAUCUUCUGUUCUGUGUAACCGGUUCAUUCUGAGGUCUCGACUCAAACUCUGACAUGCUUGAAAACACUUGAAGAAAAAUAUACACCACUUUCAUAAAUGCUCAGUGUGUCACAGCUAUUGAUUUUCUUAAGGGGCAUAUCAAGCAAUUAAAGGAUAAUAAAAACAA